This is a messenger RNA of Trematosphaeria pertusa, 1707 nucleotides long. RefSeq lists its product as uncharacterized. The record is from RefSeq and is a predicted model, not a curated record. NCBI's taxonomy places the organism in Eukaryota, Fungi, Ascomycota, Dothideomycetes, Pleosporales, Trematosphaeriaceae. The coding region runs from base 1 to 1707 and encodes 568 amino acids. The transcript is spliced from 3 exons.
AUGGCCGACGGAACGAAGUUAACUGGCACUUUCAAGGACUGUGGCCAUGGCCAUCCGCCUCAAAUCGACUACGCGUGCCAAGGCCCAAGCUGCACUGCCCUGGAUCAGUUCCCCUUAGGACUCUCGUCCGAUACGCAAACUAGUGUUGAGUACAAGAGUGCAGCAAGAUGCGAGGCGUUCAAUUCCAUGUAUUUCGGUCCUAUGCUGUUCACGCAACCCGAUCUGAGCUCCGAUCACCGCGUUUCCCAGGAGCAGAACAUCACGUUACCUAACUGCAAGGGCCUCCAUAUCUACAGCGAUGGAACGAGCAUUGGUACGCAUGUGGAUGGCGUCACGAGGACCGGACCUGAACCUGAGUGUCUCCCUCAACCGCCUGAAACUUCGCAAGGCUCCGGUCCAGCGCAAAGCUCCGCUGCUCUCCAGGCUCCAUCAUCAAGCAUGCCUGUUGGGGGAUACAUUAUCAGUGGCCUUGGAGGUGCCCCAACUUCAAUCGCGGGAGGGGAGACCCUAACAGUCGCAGAAACGCCUCCAACGAAUGCUCCAAAUCCGACGGAAUCCCAACCAGCGCAGUUCACUGGAAGCGCCACGCACAGGAAGCUGAAGACUAGUAUUCUCCUCGCUCUAUUCGUUGGGCUUACCUUCUUCAUCCAAGGGAGCGCAGCAUACCUUGUGCCUUCGGACACCCACGGAGUCAGACCAAGAUCCCCGAUCAUGGGGCCCGACACAGAAAGAAGGACCGCCUACAAACACCGCGUUCGAGCUUUGUCCGACAAUAUUCGCACCUUCGCCGGUGAGUUCGGAGGCUACCUGGCUGGCAAGGUCGAGGCAGUGCAAGAAGAUGGUGAAGUGUUCUCCGAUAGUCUAAUCUCCGAGACUCUGUCCACAAUCUGCGAGGGAUUCUUCUCUGGGGCGGUAGUGGAGGCCUUUGCGCCUGGGAUUGUCGAUGCUUGCGUCACAGCGGUAUACACCACCAACGCCGUCGUCGCGCCUGAAGCGGAGUUCUUGGCGGUCUUUGGCGCAAGUAUGUUCUGCAAUUACUUGGUCAGCCAGGCUUUCCCGAUUGCAGAACAAUUCUCCAGCGAGGCUUGUCAAGGCCUUGAGGACCUCAUAAGUCCAGAGGUCCCUACAGCGAGUGUGCUUCCGAGUCUUCCACCUACGGUUUCUCCUUCUGAAAGUGCAACUCCAAGCUUUCCACCUACAAUUUCUCCUUCGGAGAGCGCAACUCCAAGCCUCCCACCUAUCGUUUCUCCUUCGGAGAGUGUAACUCCUAUUUCACCACCGACGGCUUCUCUCUCAGAGAGUGUUACUCCCACUCUCCCUCCGACAGUUUCUCCCUCGACGCAAUGCGGCGGUGCGGAUCUGAUGAGCGAUGACAACAACUUGCGGCGAUUUCGAAGACUGCAUAAAUGGCAAAUGUAUCUACCGAGGUGGUUUCCGCACCGCCACGUCUCAAGAAGUUUCGGAGUCCCUAACGCCGCCACCCGAACUAACUGGUACAAAGCCGGCGCCCUUGACGUCUUCAAGCAUACCGCCACUGCCGGCUACAAGCGAGCCAUCGAGCACCGUACAACCACGUUCGUCCACUAUAGCGUCAAUCACCUCAAUUUCUUCGACCUUGUCCCCCUCGAAGUCUUCCUCUUCCAGCACUACAAUUUCUUCAGAGGCUUCAGAACCCUCAGGCACUUUGCACUCGAGGGCCCUGCGUAA